This is a messenger RNA of Boleophthalmus pectinirostris (great blue-spotted mudskipper), 930 nucleotides long. RefSeq names its product leucine-rich repeat serine/threonine-protein kinase 1-like. NCBI's taxonomy places the organism in Eukaryota, Metazoa, Chordata, Actinopteri, Gobiiformes, Gobiidae. The record is from RefSeq and is a predicted model, not a curated record. The transcript is spliced from 5 exons. Bases 313 to 930 code for a protein of 205 amino acids.
GGGCGGUGGACGCGCAGAGCUCACACCAUGGCUGCUGCAGUGGGCUGUGUGAUUCUGAGCUCACUUUUUCCUCUCGCUGGUCCCAAACCCGGAGCCGUCACUUCAGACUUCUUCCUGAAGGUCUGACCCCGUUCUGUGCUGCGGAGCGGGGAAACACGACGCCUGUGUGGAAUCAGGAAGUUUGCGUGUUUUUUUUUUUUUUGUUUUUGAGCAGGAUGCCGACACUCUACAAAGCUCUAAGUAUUAAAGCUGCACAGUCCAAGUCUGGUUUGGAGGAUGGAAGUGCCUCAGUGCCACAGUGCCUGAUUCAGAAUGUCCUACUGGUGUGUUAAAGGGGCUCUGGAGCCUGGGCCGUCCGCAGUGAAGAUGCAGCAGGACAGUCCAGGGGAGGACAAGGAACCCCCUCCUGCCUCAGAGCCGGAGCACGGGUCCACACUGGUUGCCUCUGUCACAUUAGAGAAGAUCCGCUCCACAUACGAGUCCGGAGAACGGGAAGAGGCCCAGGAGUUGGUCCAGCAGGCCUGCUGUCAGGAGUGCAGUGCAGGAGAGCCUCGCAUUGAUGGGGUGGAUCUGCUGUGUCUUGCUGUGGAGCAUGAGGACCAUGAAAGCGCCCGGUACUUGCUGAAGGAGGCCCAUGUCUCAGUCCCUGUGGAUUCCACAGACGACCACCCUGCUCUGGUCGCAGGGCGCCAUGGACAUAUGGGGCUGGUCAGGCUGCUGCUCGACUCUCUGCCCCAAACUCAGCCCGUGCCCUCUGUCCCCGCCCAGAACACGUCUCCUGUUUGUCCACACUCCAGGCGCGAUGGGCGGUGGACGCGCAGAGCUCACACCAUGGCUGCUGCAGUGGGCUGUGUGAUUCUGAGCUCACUUUUUCCUCUCGCUGGUCCCAAACCCGGAGCCGUCACUUCAGACUUCUUCCUGAAGGUCUGA